Messenger RNA from Rana temporaria (common frog), 1299 nucleotides. RefSeq names its product NADH:ubiquinone oxidoreductase subunit A9 (gene NDUFA9). The transcript is spliced from 11 exons. Gene Ontology annotation, cellular component: mitochondrion. Gene Ontology annotation, molecular function: protein-containing complex binding. The record is from RefSeq and is a predicted model, not a curated record. Lineage: Eukaryota; Metazoa; Chordata; Amphibia; Anura; Ranidae. Bases 60 to 1193 code for a protein of 377 amino acids.
GUCUGGUGUCUACAGUGCGGCUUCCGUAGCUCGCACAGGAUUGUGGGAGGCCGGAGAAGAUGGCGGUGAUUAUGCUGUGCAGGUCGGCCGGAGGCCGGGCAAUGUCACGGCCUCAGAUUUCAUCUCUGGCUGCGUCUGUCCCAGUUAUCCUGCAGCAGAGGAAUGUCCACCAUGCUGUCGUUCCACACGGUAAACCUGGGCGCUCUGCAGUUAGCGGCGUGGUGGCUACAGUUUUUGGAGCCACAGGGUUUUUGGGCCGAUAUGUUGUCAACAGGCUUGGACGCAUUGGCUCUCAGAUUGUAAUACCCUAUCGCUGUGACCACUAUGAUAUAAUGUAUUUGCGACCAAUGGGAGAUCUUGGACAAAUACAGUUCCUGGAAUGGAACCCAAGAGACAAAGAAUCAACCCUACAAGCUCUACAAUGCUCCGAUGUAGUGAUUAAUCUUGUGGGAAGGGAAUGGGAGACCAGAAACUACAGUUAUGAAGAUGUGUUUGUGACUAUCCCUAAAAACAUUGCUCUGUUGGCUAAGGAGGCCGGAGUGGAAAAAUUCAUCCAUGUGUCCCAUCUGAACGCUGACAUCAAGAGUCCCUCCAGAUACCUGAGGAACAAGGCAAUUGGAGAAGAGGCAGUGCGGGAGGUCCUCCCGGAAGCAAUUAUCGUUAAACCCUCAGAAAUAUACGGUCGGGAGGACAAGUUCCUGAACUAUUAUGCAAACUUGCGCUGGUUUGGUGGAGUGCCGUUAAUAGCUUAUGGCAAGAAGACGGUAAAACAACCUGUUUAUGUAGCAGAUAUUGCCCGAGCUAUAGUAAACAUUGCCAAAGAUCCUGACUCAAUGGGAAAGACCUAUGCUUUAGCUGGACCUAACCGAUAUCUCCUCCACGACAUGGUGCGCUAUAUCUACUCUGUCACUCACAGACCUUUGUUCCUGUAUCCAUUACCUCGCCCUAUCUACCACUCGUUGGCAAGGUUUUUUGAACUGAAUCCAUUUGACCAAUGGACAUCAAGGGACAAAGUGGAUCGAUUCCACACUACAGACAAGAAAUUCCCUGAUCUACCAGGCCUAGAAGACCUUGAUAUCACUCCCACUUCACUUGAGCAGAAAGCCAUUGAGGUCCUGCGCCGUCACCGUAAAUACCGCUGGUUGGAUGCUGAUUUGGAUGUGACAAAGCCGGCCACACCUGUGAACUAUUAACAUCCUCUGCUGCCCAUUUUAGAAUUUGUGCCAGCUGUUCUUCAUGUGGUGUGUAAAGUCUGAUUGAUUGCACCUGAUAUGUAUAUAAAUAAAAUAUUAUAUAGAG